AUGGCUGCCACCAAGUGGGAAAUGGGAAUCAUCUUCCUCACUCAGUUGGGAAUCCUUGGAAACUCUUCUCUCCUAUGUUUUUAUAACUUCACUCUGCUCACUGGACACAAGGUGAGACCCAUAGACUUGAUUCUCAAUCAACUGGUCUUAGCCAACUCCUUGGUGCUUUUAUUGAGAGGGUUCCCUCAGAUCAUGACAGCCUUUAGAUCAAAAUAUUUUCUGAAUGAGGCUGGGUGUAAACUUCUUUUCUAUUUCCAUAGAGUGGCCAGAGGGGUUUCCCUCAGCACUACCACACUUCUUGGUGUCUUUCAGACCAUUAAACUAUGUUCCAAUUUCCCUAGGUGGCUGGAGUUCAGAAUUAGAUCUCCAAUGUUCAUUGGUGUCUGCUGUCUCCUUUGCUGGAUCCUGCAUCUCUUGGUAAAUAUGUUCAUUCCUAUCAAAAUGAUUAGUUCAACGGAUGGCAAAAACUUUAGUGGGAGACUAAAUUAUGAAUACUGUUCCUCACUCAAUCCAGACAGACUUCUCAAGUUCGUGGUUGUAACAGUAUUCUUCACAACUGAUUUUAUGUGUCUGGGGCUCAUGGCCUGGGCCAGCGGCUCCAUGGUCCUCGUCCUGCUCAGGCACAAGCAGCGAGUCCAGCACCUUCGCAGCCACAGCCUGUCCCCCAGACCUUCCCAUGAGGCCAGAGCCACAUGCACCAUCCUGAUCCUUGUGAGCACUUUUUUCUUCUUUUACUCGCUGUCGUGUCUUUUGGUUAUUUGGAUGAUUCUAUCUGCUAUUCCAGGCCGUUGGCUGGCGGACGCCUCUAUGUUUUUGUCUUGCAGUUUCCCAACAUUCAGCCCCUUUGUGCUCAUUUUCAGUGAUACUCGCGAGAAGCCCAACGAGAUCACAGGAUGUGGAGGGGGCAGGGCGGUGGAAGAAGUCGCUGCAUGCCAGGUGAAUGUGAGAAACUCCCACCACGAACUCGCUCCUGAUCACCGGCUGAGAACCUGCACUGGAAAAAGGCGGUAUUAG
Suricata suricatta (meerkat) is the source of this 1014-nucleotide messenger RNA. Its product is annotated as vomeronasal type-1 receptor 1-like. Gene Ontology annotation, molecular function: pheromone receptor activity. The record is from RefSeq and is a predicted model, not a curated record. Gene Ontology annotation, biological process: G protein-coupled receptor signaling pathway. Lineage: Eukaryota; Metazoa; Chordata; Mammalia; Carnivora; Herpestidae. Bases 1 to 1014 code for a protein of 337 amino acids. Gene Ontology annotation, cellular component: membrane. The transcript has 2 exons.